Molecule: messenger RNA, 1923 nt
Organism: Cladophialophora carrionii CBS 160.54
Lineage: Eukaryota; Fungi; Ascomycota; Eurotiomycetes; Chaetothyriales; Herpotrichiellaceae
Exons: 2
Coding region: 1-1923 (640 amino acids)
Biological process (GO): transmembrane transport
Cellular component (GO): membrane
Molecular function (GO): sulfate transmembrane transporter activity
Source: RefSeq, a predicted model, not a curated record
AUGUCCUUCUUGCGAGGCCAACGCUGGUCAGGAGGCCCAUCGACGCACUUGCCGAGAUAUUUCCCAUUCCUCAGAUGGAUCAGGGAGUACAGAUGGGAAUGGUUUACAGGGGACCUCAUCGGCUCCUUGACCGUAGCAUCCCUAUAUGUCCCGUUGUCUGUAUCUUUCGCCCUUCUGGGCCAUGCUCAUCCGAUCAGUGGCCUCUACUCAUUUGUCAUCAACCCGCUUCUUUAUGCGCUCCUGGGUACUUGUUCUUUGAUGGUGGUCGGGCCUGAAGCGCCGGGCUCUCUACUCGUAGGUACUGUUGUUGCGGCGUCAACCUCGGGCAGCAGCGACGACGAGAACAAUCUUAUCAGCGCACAAAUAGCCGGCACCGUCACUGCGUGUACAGGAGCACUUCUGUUUGUCACAGGGCUGAGCCGGUUCGGGUACGUGGACUCUGUCCUCAGCCGACCUCUUAUGCGUGGCGUCAUUGGCGCCCUCGGGCUCAACGUUCUGAUAGAACAAACAGUGACAGGACUGGGACUUGGAACGUUGGCAAGGGAAGACUCGCAUGUCGCCGGAGGAAGCCCUGCGCAAAAACUCGUCUUCAUCGUGACAAAUGUAGGCCGAGCACAUAUGCUGACCUCCAUUUUGUCAAUCACAAGCUUUGUCGUUGUCAUGACACUCCGCCACUUUAGGGAUUCUCUAGAACGGAGAUCCCGCGCAGUUGCAUACAUUCCAGACAGAUUCGUCGUCGUCGCAACAGCGGGCGUGUUAACAUGGUGGUUACAGUGGCACGAGCAUGGUCUUCAGGUGCUUGGCCACAUCCAAACACCGAAGACCGGUGCUUUGCCUUUCCAUUGGCCCUUUAGUCUACAGCACGUCGAGAUUUCGAGUCUCGUCAUCACAUCUUUUCUGGUUGCUUUGGUCGGACUAUUCGAAUCCUCCUUGACGGCUAAGAGCUUGCGAAAAGCAAGCGAGGGCAGAGCCGCCAUUACCCUUCCCGCCAACGCGGAUCAGGAGCUGAUAGCACUCGGGGUUUCCAACAUCAUUGGUGGCAGCUUUCUUGCAUUGCCUGCUUUCGGCGGGUACGGCAGGAGCAAGUUGAACUUCUCGACAGGUGGAAGAACGCCCAUGAGCAAUGUCCUGCUCAGCAUCAUGACUCUGUUCUGCAUCCUCUUCCUUUUACCGGCAUUCUACUACCUGCCCAGGGGAGUCCUCGCCGCCAUGAUUGCCGUGGUUGGGGUUUCUAUGGUGGAAGAGUGUCCUCACGAGAUCCUGUUCUUCGCGAAGAUACGGGCAUGGCCAGAGCUCGCUCUCAUGGCAGUGGUCUCCGCGGCCACUGUAUUUCACUCCGUCUCCCUGGGCAUGGCGUUAGGCCUAGGCUGGUCGAUCUUGUCACUGUUCAUCAUCGGAGGAUGGCGCACAACCAUUCGCAUCCUUGACUCCCUUUCAUCGGAAGUACCUGCCGAUCCAGAAUUCGCUCAGAUUGCAACACCGUGUCCGACGCGGACAAUCUUCGUCACCGUCUCUGGGCCAUUGACAUUCGUCAACACCAACAAUCUCAAAGACCGCAUCGACGCCCGGAGGCACGCCGAUCCAUCGGAGUCUCGUGUACACCGCUCGCAUUCGUGGCCAGCCGCGACUGAAGAGACGGCUCUCAUAUUCGACAUGCGCCACUGUACCAGAAUCGACGGCUGCGCAAUUCAAGUCCUUGCAGAGAUCGCAGAAGAAUAUACAGUGGAAGAAAGUAAUAGAAUCAUCAUAUGGGAACCGUUGCAGCUACAUGGCAGGGAUCCUAUCCAACAUAAACUUGCACAGAGUGGGACUUUAGAUUUGUGCGGCCAAAAUAUCAGCUUUGUGACCAGCUUGGGCGAGAUUCUGACGGAAUUGAGGGCGGAGCGUCGCCCAGAGUCUCUUUUCGAAUCAAUGGACGUGUAA